CCGAGGUGUGGGGCUCUUGGGAGGCUCCGGCAGCGGCCAGGAAGGAGGCAGCGGGGCUGUGAAGGGUUCUGGCUGCCGCGCACGCAGGCUGAGGUUCCCCAGGACGCCGCGAAGCACGGCGCAGUUACCGCGGGCGGAGCGGCGGGCGCGGCCGGCUUUGGCGGGGCCGCCGUUGCCUGGUAGCGGCAGGCUCGGCUUUCCCCUCCCCGUUGCUCCGUUGUCGGCCGCUGCGCGGAGAUGAAGGCCACCGACUGGUGCCUGAGCUCCGCGGGGGCUGCCGUCGUCCUGGCUACCUCCAGCGACGAGCAGCACCCUGCCGAGAACAUGGCGGACGGAAGUUCAGAAACGUUUUGGACAACGACAGGCAUGUUCCCCCAGGAAUUCAUUAUUGGUUUUCCUGAGUGCGUAACAAUCAGCAAAGUGGCAAUCCAGUGUUAUUUGGUGCGGACCUUAAGAAUUGAAAGAAGUGUGUCCAAAGACCCAGUAGAUUUUGAGCAAUGCAUUGAAAAAGAUUUGCAACACACAGAAGGACAGCUUCAAAUGGAAGAAUUUCCACUUCCUGAUUCCCAAGCCACUUACUUGCGUUUCAUCAUCAAAUCUGGCUUUGAUCAUUUUGUGUCAGUGCACCGGGUGAUGGCAGAGGGCACAGCAGGCAACACUUAAAUCCAGCUUCAAUUUGUAUGUCACUUU
This is a messenger RNA of Dryobates pubescens (Downy woodpecker), 690 nucleotides long. RefSeq names its product intraflagellar transport 25 (gene IFT25). The record is from RefSeq and is a predicted model, not a curated record. NCBI's taxonomy places the organism in Eukaryota, Metazoa, Chordata, Aves, Piciformes, Picidae. The transcript has 5 exons. Bases 238 to 663 code for a protein of 141 amino acids. Gene Ontology annotation, biological process: intraciliary transport. Gene Ontology annotation, cellular component: cilium; centrosome; intraciliary transport particle B.